This is a messenger RNA of Lingula anatina, 1212 nucleotides long. Its product is annotated as DNA repair protein RAD51 homolog 2. The record is from RefSeq and is a predicted model, not a curated record. Gene Ontology annotation, cellular component: Rad51B-Rad51C-Rad51D-XRCC2 complex; replication fork. Gene Ontology annotation, biological process: double-strand break repair via homologous recombination. NCBI's taxonomy places the organism in Eukaryota, Metazoa, Brachiopoda, Lingulata, Lingulida, Lingulidae. Gene Ontology annotation, molecular function: four-way junction DNA binding; single-stranded DNA binding; ATP hydrolysis activity.
AGUUUUACUGUCACCUGAUUGGCGUCGUUAUCAAACUUGACCUAUUUAUUACAGAGUGCGCCAAGAUUGGAAUGGUUUGUUUGUUGUGAUCUGGUCCGGCUGGCCUUUGUAUGGCUACUAAACGCCUUAAACGGGUUGGCUUAUGUCCCGAAACACUUGAAAGAUGUCAGAGACAGCAUAUUUUAACUUGCUCUGCUUAUGAGCUUUGGUCAGCAAAGAAGAAGCAUUUUCUCCCACUCUCUUUACCAGAACUAGACCAGGUUUUACAUGGAGGAAUACCAUUAGGAACAAUAACUGAGAUUGCAGGUCCAGCAGGCUGUGGCAAGACCCAGUUUUCCAUUAUGUUAAGUGUUCUUGCUACUGUCCCAGUGGAAAUGGGUGGCUUGGGUGGUGCUGUAGUGUACAUUGAUACAGAGUCUGCCUUUAGUGCAGAAAGGUUAGUAGAAGUGGCUCAGAACCGUUUUCCAGGUCAUUUUAUAUCAGAAGAGAGCCUGUUGCAGCUGACAAGCCGCGUCCAUGUUUAUCAUGAGUCAACAAGCAGUCAGCUUCUAAAGAGGUUACAAACACUAGAGGAGGAUAUCAUUGAGAAGAAAGUGAAGCUUAUCAUACUAGAUUCAGUUGCUUCCCUUGUCAGGAAAGAAUUUGACAGUCGCACUUCACAAAAUUUGUAUGAACGAACUAAUUUAUUAGCAAAAGAGGCAGCCAUUCUGAAGUAUUUGGCAGAAUCUUUUUACAUCCCAGUUGUAGUGACCAAUCAGAUAACAACUAGGUUUGGAUUUAAUCUUAGUGAAGUUGAUGUAAUGGAAAAAGAAGACUCAGUGACAAGUUCAGAAAAUGGCUAUGUGACAGCUGCCCUUGGGAACACAUGGAGUCACAGUGUGAAUACCAGGCUUAUUAUACAAUAUUUAGAUGACAGAUACAGACAGAUACUGAUUGCUAAGUCCCCUGUUGCUCCUUUUGCUGCACAUGAAUAUGACAUUCAAGAUAAGGGCAUAGUGCUAAAAUGUAAUGGUGCUAGGCAGUAUGAAGGGACUGAUCCAGGAUUACAACAAAUCAGAGUACGGACUAGUUUACAGAAAGAAUGUUUUCCUACUUAAUGGAACAAGACAGUUGGCUGGCUUCAAAGUUAUUAUGAUUUCAUUUAUGAGUUUCUUUUUAAUAUGGACCGUAUUAAGUGUUCGGGUUAUCUUGAUAAAUUAUUUUUUCAAAAAA